Molecule: messenger RNA, 351 nt
Organism: Peronospora matthiolae
Lineage: Eukaryota; Oomycota; Peronosporomycetes; Peronosporales; Peronosporaceae
Source: the annotation of a GenBank genome assembly
AUGAAUAUGUUGGAUGAUGAAGAUGACCAAAGCUUUCACGCUACGCGUGACGGCUACUCCCAUUUGAGCGAUGUCGAAUGGGAUGCGGUUAAACGGAUGGGUUUAACCAUGGGCAUCCAUGCUGUUAGCGUCAUGCUAGAGGCUCUCAAUAGAGAUGCCCAACAUGCUACUAUCGCCAAGUUCAUUCAAAAUGAACUUGACGCUGAACGCGAGAAAGUAGCCUUGCUUCACCUACAAGGUUCUCAACAAGCAGAGUUGUUGAGAGAGCAGGGUGCUCAACAGUUUGAACUGUUGAGACAGCAGCAGGCUGCUGCUGGUGGGUCGAUGCACUCGCGUCGACCCGAAACCUAG